AUGGCCAAUUUGCCGACCGCCGCGUUUGCGCCGGGCGCACAGGACUUCAACACUACCCCUGAAGCUUCUUUGCAAGACCACUCGAAUGCCGAUAAUAGCCUUCUGACCGAUGGCACUGGGGUUGGAGACAGCAACUAUGUACCUCGCCCGAAGCGGAUCGCCUGCGUUGUCUGUCGUCGAAGAAAGCUUCGAUGUGAUGGGAAACGGCCAAGCUGCGGGACAUGUUCGCGACUUGGGCAUGAAUGCGCAUAUGACGAAGUGCGCAAGAAGAGCGGGCCAAAACGUGGAUAUGUGAAGCAACUAGAAGCCCGACUCGCUCAAGUCGAAACGCUUCUGAAAGGCCAGGAUGCAGAGCCAGCACCCCGACAGCCUUCACCUCAACCCCGUGAAACAUCAUUCGGCGCGCCAGUUAAUGAAGAAUCAAUACUUGGAUUGUCAGAUGCUGCGGCCUUUGCGGCCGAUCCUGCAAUGCAAAUUCCGCAACUGGCGUCUGGCUUUGGACCGUCUCAAUCGACUCAGCACAUGUUUCCAAGUGCGAUGGAUCCGCCCGCUCCAUCAUCCUGGGACUUACUCAGUCUGGGAUUGGAGGAGCCUCUUCCUAGACAAGACGUGAUAGACGAACUGGACAACAUAUUUUUCGACAAAAUCUGGCACAUAGCGCCGUUCAUUCACAGGCCCAGAUACUAUGCGAGCCUCAAUCUCGCUCCUCACAUGCGCCCUCCAAUCUGUCUGCGGUAUAUGAUGUGGUGCCAUGCGGCAUCAGUCACCGAUAAAUACUUCAAUCUGCAUCAUCAUUUCUAUCAACGCGCCCGUAAAUACGCGGAGAUGGACGAGAUGAAAGGCUUUGGCGAGAAUGUCAUAAGCUUGGCACAUUGUCAAAUGUGGAUUCUUGCAGGCUCAUACGAGUUCCGAAUGAUCUAUUUCCCCCGCGCAUGGCUGAGUGUAGGCAAAGCAACGCGAUUGGCACUCAUGCUAGGCCUCAAUCGCCUCGAUGGUACCGGACUUGAUGUGAAGCAGUCUAUAAUACCACCAAAGGACUGGACCGAGCGUGAGGAACGUCGCCGAACCUUCUGGAUGGCUUUCUGUGUCGAUCGAUAUUCUAGUGUUGGCACAGGAUGGCCGAUGGUCAUCGAUGAGGACGAUAUCAUGACCAAUUUGCCCUCCUCGGACGAGGCAUUCAUGAAAAGCCAGCCUCAAAACACCCAUCGUCUCGAUGACAUUAUAGUCGGCGACGGCGUGUCGACGAUGGCGCCGUUCGCCUGUGUUUGUGUCCUGGCCAGCUUGAUGGGGCGGAACCUUGUGCACAUCCACCGAACACAACCACAAGACAAUGAUCAUGACUUAAAUGGCGAAUUCUGGAAGCGGCAUCGAAGCAUUGACAAUAUACUCCUACACAUCUCACUCUCGCUGCCAGAACACCUUCGAAUUCCGAACGGCCUGGAAGACGUCAAUGUCAUCUUCAGCAACAUGAGUAUUCAUACGUCUACCAUUUGCCUUCAUCAAGCUGCAAUCUUCAAGGCCGAGAAGAACAAAAUGGCCAACCAGAUCAUAACCGAAAGUAAACGCAGAUGCCUCGUGGCAGCCAAUCAGAUAUCAAGUAUUAUGAAGAUGGUUUGCCAUAUGAAUUUGGUUCUCUUGAAUCCUUUUAUGUCUUUUUCUUUGUAUAUCGCAGCGCGAGUAUUUGUGCAAUACUUGAAGUCACGGCCUGAAGAUUCUGCAGUCUAUUCCUCGCUGCAGUUUGUUGUCUCAGCGCUGAAUGCGAUGAAAUCAAAAAAUCCCCUCACGGAAUCUUUCCUCGUGCAACUUGAUGUUGACCUGGAAGGCACCGGAAUUCGCGCUUUGGAUUCUUUCAAGAAUGGGUCUGGGCUCAGCCGAGUCGCGAAAGUCAUGAACGCGUAUUGCGCGGACGGCCAAGCUACUCCUGCGUAUCCGGUCAUGAAUUCGCGAAGCCAGAGCGCCUACACUGUCUCCUCCGAGAAUGGCUUGAAAACAACCACAUCGACUUGUUCAUACACGCCAGGACUGACUACCUCGCUACCUAGUAGACAGAGAGACACGACAAACGUCGCAGCUGAGAAAAGCUCACUUUGCAGCGACUCGCAGAUGUUUUAUCCCCGCCCUGGCCGAAGUCCGAAUGGUCUUUCAGAUGGAUCAGGCCAAGGGACCCUGGACGGCGACAUGGAUUUCUCUCCAGACUUUGGUCACAGUGACCGAAAUCCUCCAUCCGAUCAUCCUACGCCUUCGACCCUGAAUUCGUCGUCUAACACAUCCUACGCUGUCACUGGAGCUGAAAACCCUUCGCCUGGCAAAAGACACGCGAGCACCUCGUCGCUGUACCAACCUCAACCUUCCGCCAUAACGAUGAACAAGCCAGAAUCUGCUCAAAUUUCUCCUAUCACUGCAGACGGGACACAAGCAAUUGAUAUGUCAUCUCUUGCUGGACAAGCCUAUACAGCCGGUCCCAUCGACGCACUGGGAGCAGCGGGCCUCCCUGACAUAUAUAACACAGCUAAUCGAUGGGACAUCACCAACACUUGUCAAGGCAUUAGCAAUCUUGACUAUGAUGUCGUCAAUUUGGACACUUUUGUCGACGCGGAAUGGGCUCAAACAAUGGUCGCACAGAAUCUCAACGGUUGGGAGAACUGGCAACAGUCAUAA
Messenger RNA from Penicillium diatomitis, 2658 nucleotides. RefSeq names its product putative C6 transcription factor Prf. Gene Ontology annotation, molecular function: zinc ion binding; DNA binding; DNA-binding transcription factor activity, RNA polymerase II-specific. Gene Ontology annotation, cellular component: nucleus. NCBI's taxonomy places the organism in Eukaryota, Fungi, Ascomycota, Eurotiomycetes, Eurotiales, Aspergillaceae. Bases 1 to 2658 code for a protein of 885 amino acids. The transcript is spliced from 6 exons. Gene Ontology annotation, biological process: regulation of DNA-templated transcription; DNA-templated transcription. The record is from RefSeq and is a predicted model, not a curated record.